AUGGCAUCUUCCCAGACUACCUACCCUGGAAUGCAUGGCAUUCCGAAUCCUUACCCACCAACAAGAUCCAUGGCUUCUCAUCCUCAACCACCUCUGGAUUUUUUAAACGUAAGAAACCAAGUACAGACUGGGCAAGUUUCCUUCAUUACAUCACCAGGAAUCUUCCCUAACAAACAGCUGGGUCGAGAAAAUGUGCCAGCGGUAAAUCCAGCUCUAGGAGCAGCAAUAAGCAAUGUUAAAGAUGCAGCAAUAGCACUUGGGUUCAUUGCUUCUGGCUCACUUUCCAUAUCAGCGUUCAAGGAGUUCUCUCACUGUCUGAUGAAGAGCACCCUGACAAUAAACAUUUUUAGCACCGUCUUUGCCUUUGUUGGAGUGAUUCUGUUUCUAUGUGAUCUGAACAUCAAUGGCCACUAUUAUCAAGACUACUGGAUGGUACUUUCUGGGAGAGGAAUUUCAGGUGUGCUGGCAAUGUUUUCCUUGUUGGAAUUCAGCAUAGGAUGGGUCAUGGCCUACUUUGCACACCAAGCUAUCCUCCGAUGCAACAGAUCUGUCGCGGUUGCUCCAGCUGUGUAUGCGGCCAACCCCUUGAUGCAAGAGUCUCCCUCAGCUCCUCCUAUAUAUGACAACAUCCCAGAUUAUGCUCCUACGCAAUAA
Messenger RNA from Mus caroli (Ryukyu mouse), 654 nucleotides. The record is from RefSeq and is a predicted model, not a curated record. Lineage: Eukaryota; Metazoa; Chordata; Mammalia; Rodentia; Muridae.